Molecule: messenger RNA, 1572 nt
Organism: Paramacrobiotus metropolitanus
Lineage: Eukaryota; Metazoa; Tardigrada; Eutardigrada; Parachela; Macrobiotidae
Exons: 2
Coding region: 1-1572 (523 amino acids)
Source: RefSeq, a predicted model, not a curated record
AUGGAUAAAGAACCAACCGAACCAACAUCAAACAGUAGUCAGGGGAGCCGUAGCUCCCGCGGGUCGCAGCAAGGCGCCGACCUGUACAAAAUAGAUCUACACCCAUACACACGUCCAGUCGCACAUGAACGGAACACUCGAGCACCUAAAGUCCCCGUGAAGAAGGAUUCACGUGGGUCUGACGCUACAUACCAAAAGGCACUCGAAGCAGUGUCUGCUCAGGAGAGUUCUAGCGACGAUCAGAAACGCGCCCCCGCGUCUGCGGCGGGAGGCAGCGAGGUGAACCAACAGGAGGUCACCACAGAAGGAAGGUCUUCUGGUCAACCGAUUGAAACGGAACCCACAUCACAAAAGGAUGUGGAGGUCAGUCCCGCCGAAACGGAGCAGGAUAAGGAGGCGGGUCCUGCAAAACCGAACAAGAAAACGGAAAUGGAACUGAACGAACUCAGUUUGGAUGACCUUUCACUCAAUGAAGAUAUCACACUUGACGAUCUCUUCGAGAGUCCGAUGAGUUUCGAGGAAAUGAUGCGGAGUGAUAACUUCAACCGGGGAAACGAAACGUACUUCACCAAUGACGACACGACAAUGCACAUGUCAUUCCAUACGGCAAUGAAGGAAGCCGAUCGGGCGCAAGGACUGACUCCGUUUAAAGAUAUUCCCGAACAUCUGAUUGAACGUAAUCAGAUCGGGAAGAUCGUCAACGUUCGAUCCCCAUCUCCAAACAGCCCUACGUCUAACAUGAAGACGCGUAUCCGAGAAUUGGAAAGGUCAUUGGAGGAAAAGGAAGGUCAAGUCCUCCAGAAAAAAGAGGAAUAUCGGAAUCGGUUAGGAUCUCUUGAAGCUCGCAUCUACGAAUUGGAACAACACCAAGGCGUUCUUGAGAGCUCAGCGGACGAAUGGAAAAUCCGAUAUGAACGUCAAAAGCAAAUUGCAGAAGAAUCCGAGAAAAUCGCUGACGAUAGAGAAAUGGAAGGAAUAAUGGCUAUGAGCGACCUUAACGAGAGCAUGUCCGAAGAGACAGCUGAAAGGUCACGGCACUUAGCCGAAUUGAGGGAUCGGUGUGAUGAGUUGAAGCAAAAGGUCAUCGAAGCCGAAUCGAAACGGGAUGAAUAUGCAAAGAACUUGACUGACCUUACACAGCGAUUAACAACCGGAACAACCGAGAUCCAUCAGCUCAGGAAGGACCUAAAGCUGCGGGAUGAAAGCAUCGAAACCCUCCGAAACGAAUUUCAGGCACAUCAGAAACGAGCUGAUGAGGCCAUCCAAGCGGCAAAAGAGCUGACAGAUCUCACAGCUACCGAAGAGCUGCUCGCCAUGACGACAACGGCAAUGGCCAACGAAGAUGAGGCCACCACACUGAAAGGUCAGUUGAAACGUGCAGCCGAUGCAUUCACCGAAUUGGAUCAGCAGGUGGAGACUUUAAAAGACGUAAAUAAACAGAAGGAAAGCCGGAUGAUCAACCUUGAGAACUAUGCACAUAGGUUUAAACAAGAAAGGGAUCAAUUGAAAAAGGAGAAAGCGGAACUCAUCGAUCGGGUUAAACGACUGGAGGAUGAAAACAAAGGACUCUAG